AUGAAUCUGAACUUCGAAUACAUUGCUGCUCAUAUCAGUGAUUACAUUCAAAAUGAAAACUUUUUUGAUACAUUCGAUAUCAGAGAUAUCAAAACAAUCAUGAAAUAUUCACGUUUGACGGCUGAUCAGUACGUUACUCUUCUGAAACAGUCUUCAUCAACUCUCAAUUCCAAAGAAUUAUAUAUCAGCACACGAAAAGCAAAUGUUACUAUCCAAAAUUUCGAAGAAAUCGUUUCAAUACUUAAAUUCGUCAAAAAAUACAUGAAAUUCCAUAUAUUUGAUGGAAUCGUUGAUUUUAUCAAAGAAAGCGAUAAGCAUUUGCGUGAUUCUACAGAUGAAAUCAAAAAACUUCAAGCAAAAUUAAAUACAUUACAAAAACAAAAACAAAAUGCGGCCAAAGAAACUACAGUCACUCGAAUUAAUGAAUCUCACAACUAUCCUAAAGAAUUUUUAACUAAAAUUUCAUCACUUAAGGAAACCAGAGAUUUUGAUAGUAUUUACAAAUUCUUUGAAGAACUUUCUUCUAAAGGCAAUAGAGAAAUGAUUUCAAAGGCUUGCGAAGAAGGACUUUGGAAGAAGACAGCAAAAGCUUGUGAAGAAGAACAUAGGUUAAAAAAGACAUCAAAACCUUGGGAAGAAGAACUUUGUUUAGGAGAUCUUAUGUUAGAAGAGAGUAAGGAUGAUAAGAAUGUACUUCAUAUUGCAAGCGAAAAAGGAAAUCUUAAUCUUGUCAAAUCACUUAUCGAAUAUGGCUGUGAUAAAGAAACAAAGGAUGAUGAUGGAAAUACUCCACUCAUUUUAGCAUCAGAAAAUGGUCAUCUUGAAGUUGUUAAAUAUCUUAUCUCUGUUGGAGCUGAUAAAGAAGCGAAGGAUAAAUAUGGAGAUAAUCCACUAAUUUCUGCAUCAUCAAAAGGUCAUCUUGAAGUUGUUAAAUAUCUUAUCUCUGUUGGAUUUGAUAAAGAAGCAAAGAAUAAAUAUGGAGAUAAUCCACUCAUUUCUGCAUCAUCAAAAGGUCAUCUUGAAGUUGUUAAAUAUCUUAUCUCUGUUGGAGCUGAUAAAGAAGCGAAGGAUAAUGAUGGAAAAACUCCACUCAUUUUAGCAUCAGAAAAUGGUCAUCUUGAAGUUGUUAAAUAUCUUAUCUCUGUUGGAUUUGAUAAAGAAGCAAAGAAUAAAUAUGGAGAUAAUCCACUCAUUUCUGCAUCAGAAAAUGGUCAUCUUGAAGUUGUUAAAUAUCUUAUCUCUGUUGGAGCUGAUAAAGAAGCGAAGGAUAAAUAUGGAUGGACUCCACUCAUUUCUGCAUCAUCAAAAGGUCAUCUUGAAAUUGUUAAAUAUCUUAUCUCUGUUGGAGCUGAUAAAGAAGCAAAGAAUAAAUAUGGAGAUAAUCCACUCAUUUCUGCAUCAUCAAAUGGUCAUCUUGAAGUUGUUAAAUAUCUUAUCUCUGUUGGAGCUGAUAAAGAAGCAAAGAAUAAAUAUGGAGAUAAUCCACUCAUUUCUGCAUCAGAAAAUGGUCAUCUUGAAGUUGUUAAAUAUCUUAUCUCUGUUGGAGCUGAUAAAGAAGCGAAGAAUAAUGAUGGAAAAACUCCACUCAUUUCUGCAUCAUCAAAAGGUCAUCUUGAAGUUGUUAAAUAUCUUAUCUCUGUUGGAGCUGAUAAAGAAGCGAAGAAUAAUGAUGGAAAAACUCCACUCAUUUUUGCAUCAUCAAAAGGUCAUCUUGAAGUUGUUAAAUAUCUUAUCUCUGUUGGAUUUGAUAAAGAAGCAAAGAAUAAAUAUGGAGAUAAUCCACUCAUUUUAGCAUCAGAAAAUGGUCAUCUUGAAGUUGUUAAAUAUCUUAUCUCUGUUGGAGCUGAUAAAGAAGCGAAGAAUAAUGAUGGAUAUACUCCGCUCAUUUUUGCAUCAUCAAAAGGUCAUCUUGAAGUUGUUAAAUAUCUUAUCUCUGUUGGAGCUGAUAAAGAAGCAAAGAAUAAUGAUGGAAAAACUCCACUCAUUUUUGCAUCAUCAAAUGGUCAUCUUGAAGUUGUUAAAUAUCUUAUCUCUGUUGGAGCUGAUAAAGAAGCAAAGAAUAAAUAUGGAGAUAAUCCACUCAUUUCUGCAUCAGAAAAUGGUCAUCUUGAAGUUGUUAAAUAUCUUAUCUCUGUUGGAGCUGAUAAAGAAGCGAAGAAUAAUGAUGGAAAAACUCCACUCAUUUCUGCAUCAUCAAAAGGUCAUCUUGAAAUUGUUAAAUAUCUUAUCUCUGUUGGAGCUAAGAAAAACGCAAUGGAUAAAUUCGGGUGUACUGUACUCUCAGCUGCAAAAGAUAAUGUAAGAGUUUAUCUAAUAUCUCUUUGA
This is a messenger RNA of Trichomonas vaginalis G3, 2325 nucleotides long. RefSeq names its product Ankyrin repeat family. Lineage: Eukaryota; Parabasalia; Trichomonadida; Trichomonadidae. The record is from RefSeq and is a predicted model, not a curated record. Bases 1 to 2325 code for a protein of 774 amino acids. Gene Ontology annotation, molecular function: protein binding. The transcript has a single exon.